GACUGCUCGGCGAUUGUUUGAGGGAGCCGGUUGAGAGGUUGACAUUUGUGUGUGCCGUGGAGCGGCGCGCAUCCCGCUGCUUUACUCGGGGCCGGACGGAGCCGAGCCGCGCUGAGAGCUCCCCGCGCUCAAGUGGCCGGCUGUGGGCAAGAGAUAUCGGCAGAAUCGCACGUGCCGCCCGACCUGUCUCCAGCCGUUCAUGCUCCGAACCAUGGACAGACUCAGCGUACUGGAUCAGCUUCUUCCCGAGCUGAACAUCCUCCUCAAACUCCUGGACCAUGAAUACCUGAGUGCCACCACAGUGGAGAAGAAAAACACAGUUUCAAAUAUCUUGCAAAAGCUACAGCCUCCUGCAGGGAAGGAUGUGAAUUACAUGUAUAUGAAUACAACAGCACUGCAUAAUGGCACUAGUUUUGUGGAAUCACUGUUUGAAAAGUUUGACUGUGACUUGGGCAAUCUUCAGGACAUGCAAGAAGAUGAUGGAGAUGGUAAAGAAGGCAUCAGCUUGGAGCUUUCAAGGAGUCAAUCAGCUAAAAGUGUUUCUGGGGAGCCACCUCCACCAUUGCCCACAACUCCUCCUCCAGAAGAUUAUUAUGAAGAAGCUCUGCCAUUGGGCCCAGGCAAAGCUCCUGAGUACAUUACAUCUCACAACAGCUCCAGUCCUCCCAAUUCAAUAGAGGAUGGAUACUAUGAGGAUGCAGAUAGCAACUAUCCUGUCACCAGAAUAAAUGGGGAGCAGAAAAGCUCCUACAAUGACUCUGAUGCAAUGAGCAGCUCCUAUGAAUCUUACGAUGAGGAGGAGGAGGAUGGGAAAGGCCAGAGGUUAACACACCAAUGGCCAUCAGAGGAAGCUUCCAUGAACCUGGUGAAGGAUUGCCGGAUUUGUGCUUUCCUGUUGCGUAAGAAGCGCUUUGGACAGUGGGCCAAGCAGCUGACAGUUGUUAAGGACAACAAGCUUCUGUGUUACAAAAGCUCCAAGCACAGACAGCCACACCUUGAAGUGCCUUUGAGCAUCAGCCACGUUGUCUAUGUGCCAAAGGACGGACGCCGCAAAAAGCACGAGCUGCGCUUCACACUACCAGGAGCUGAGGUCCUAGUGCUAGCAGUGCAAAGUAAAGAGCAAGCUGAAGAAUGGCUGAAGGUGAUAAAGGAAGUAAGCAAUCCCACUGGAGGAGGAUUAAAUGGAAACGAAGUUCCUCUUUCUCCUACGCUUACGUACAAGGUGGAUCAUGAUAAGAGGUCAUCUCAGGAUAAACAUACUUCUGACUCUGACAGCAUAGCAACAGCAGAAAACGGCUCUUCUCUGCCCCAAAGGGAGAACCAUGAACAAGGAAAGAGCAAAAAAGGUGGCUUGGCUGAACUCAAGGGCUCUGUGAGUAGAGCUGCUGGGAGGAAAAUAACCAGGAUAAUCAGUUUCUCAAAGAAAAAGGCUUCCCCUGAAGAUACCCAAACAUCUUCUACAGAAGAAGACAUCCCUUGCUGUGGCUACUUGCAUGUUCUUGUUAACCAGUGUUGGAAGGAACGUUGGUGUCGUUUAAAAGGCAACAUGCUUUAUUUCCAUAAGGACCGCACAGAUUUAAGGACCCAUAUAAAUGCCAUUGUCCUGCGGGGAUGUGAGGUGGCACCAGGACUGGGCCCCAAGCAUCCCUUCGCUUUUCGUAUCCUUCGCAAUGGACAAGAAGUCUCUGCCUUGGAGGCAAACAGCUAUGAAGAUCUGGGACGUUGGCUUGGGUUGCUGCUGGUUGAAACUGGUUCCCAGACCACUCCAGAGACCUUGCAUUACGAUUAUGUAGAUGUUGAGAAAAUAGCCAACAUCAUCAAUGCUGUGAGACACUCUUAUAUGUGGGCCAGCUCCUCUCUGGAGAACCAAACAGAGCCAACUGGUGUGUUAUAUGAUGAAGUCCCCUACGAGAAGGUGGAGUCAGAAAAACCAGGGUGGCCAUCAGGACCUCAGGUGAAGCGCCAUGGCUCUUCUUGCAGUGAAAAAUCACGUCGUAUAGAUCCACAAGUUAAAGUCAAGCGUCAUGCAUCAAAUGCCAAUAAUUACAAAUACGGAAAGAACCGGGCUGAGGAAGAUGCUCGGAGGUUCCUAACAGAGAAAGAUAAGCUGGAAAAGGAGAAAGCGUCCAUUAGAAAUGAGCUGAUUGAGCUGCGUAAGGAAAAACGGGAACUAAAGGAGGCCAUGAAGAGCAAAUCAGGGAAAGACUUGAAGGAGCUGGAACAGCGCGUUGCAGCCUUAGAGGAGCAGUGCAAAGCAAACGAGGCCAGACGGGUAGAUCUAGAAAUCAAGCUGACAGAAGUGAAAGAUCAGUUAAAGCAGUCCCUAGCAGGAGGGCCAGCUCUGGGUCUAACUGUAAACACCAAGACUGAAAACAAGGACACUGUUACCCAGCCAAAUGGAAGUCCCCCAGACCAUUUGGUCCCAGUUAACUGUGCAUCAGAAAUGAGGAAGCGAAGCCCCUCUCUCCUUCCUGCCAACAAAGGGACUGUGUUGCAGAAAGCGAAGGAAUGGGAAAUGAAGAAAACAUAAAGGAUCUCUGGGACUUCAUCCCUGAGGUGAACUCCUCUCAGACACA
Ahaetulla prasina is the source of this 2576-nucleotide messenger RNA. It is a transcript of the gene AFAP1L1, whose product is annotated as actin filament associated protein 1 like 1. Gene Ontology annotation, cellular component: cytosol. Bases 200 to 2530 code for a protein of 776 amino acids. The record is from RefSeq and is a predicted model, not a curated record. Lineage: Eukaryota; Metazoa; Chordata; Lepidosauria; Squamata; Colubridae. Gene Ontology annotation, molecular function: SH3 domain binding. The transcript is spliced from 19 exons.